Molecule: messenger RNA, 789 nt
Organism: Hirundo rustica (Barn swallow)
Lineage: Eukaryota; Metazoa; Chordata; Aves; Passeriformes; Hirundinidae
Product: mast cell protease 1A-like
Exons: 5
Coding region: 1-789 (262 amino acids)
Biological process (GO): proteolysis
Cellular component (GO): cytoplasm; intracellular membrane-bounded organelle
Molecular function (GO): serine-type endopeptidase activity
Source: RefSeq, a predicted model, not a curated record
AUGCUGCUUCUUCUGUUCACAAGUGCUCUUGUCCUUCUGCCCUGGACUGGGGCUGGAAGGAUCAUUGGUGGACAGGAAGUUAAGGCCCACUCCAGACCUUACAUGGCUUAUUUAAAAAUUCAACAUAGCUCAAAAAUUAUUACCUGUGGAGGGUUCCUGAUUCGCCCAGAUGCAGUGCUCUCAGCAGCUCACUGUGUGGAUGGAGAAGGGAUAGUGGGGAUCACCGUGAUCCUGGGAGCCCACAACAUCCAUGGCUGGGAAUGGAGCCAGCAGAGGAUCCGUGUCAGACACUGGGUCAUCCAUCCCAACUAUUCCCGUGCUGGCUUCAAAAAUGACAUUGUGCUGCUGAAGCUGAAGCCACAGGCCAGGAUCAAUAAGGAUGUGCAACUUAUCUCCCUCCCCACGAGCAAGGAACAUGUGAGAGCAGGAGCUGCAUGUAAGGUGCCUGGCUGGGGCUGGACAUCUGUGACAGGGCGCACGACUAAUGUGAUGAGGGAGGUGAAACUGAUGGUGCAAAAUGAGACAAUAUGUCAGCAGCAAUUCCAGAACUACCAGCGUUGGUCCAUGGUCUGUGUUGGUGAUGACUCCAGUAAAAAGGCACCUUACCGUGGUGACUCUGGUGGCCCAUUGGUCUGCAAUCAGAAGGCUCAUGGCAUUGUUUCAUACGGACACAAAUGGCGCCUCUUCCCCAAGGUAUUUACCAGAAUCUCGUAUUUUGAGCCCUGGAUACGUGAGCAGCUGAGGAGGUUUGCACUCCAAGGGCCGCCUGGCUCUCCAUCCUCUGACUAA